AUGGCGGCGUCACCGCUGUUGCUGCUCUUGCUGGUGUCACUGGUGUCGACGGCGGCCGCCACCAGCAACACAUCGGAAAGCUGGGAGAGGAAGAGGAGCGAGGAGGAGACCCGGCAGAUCUUCAGGGAGUGGAAGGCCAUGCACGGCACGACCAACAGCUCCCUCGACGAGGAGGAGCAGCGCGCGUACACCAUGUUCAAGCACAGGCUCGGCCUCAUCGACCGGCAGUGGCAUGACCAAGGCUACUCCGUCUUCUCCUGGGAGAGGGGGAGGAGCGAGGAGGAAACGCGCAAGAUCUUCGCGGAGUGGAAGGCACGAAAACCAGUUACUACCUACAGCUCCAUCGCCCACGAAGAGCACCGGUACACCAUAUUCAAGGAGGACCUGCGCAAAAUCGACCAGCACAACGCUGGCUACGCCAUCGGGGUCCACAAUAACAACAGAUGCCUCAACCAGUUUAGCCAUCUCACCCAAGAGGAGUUCGAAGCCGUUUGCUGCGGGUUCUGGCCGGAGGAGCCGUCCGAGGCCAAAUUACAGAGGAUAGGCGAGAUCCAGGAGCUGUUGCGGCAAGCAUUUACCCGUCCCUUAAUUUAA
This is a messenger RNA of Triticum dicoccoides, 594 nucleotides long. Its product is annotated as oryzain alpha chain-like. The transcript has a single exon. NCBI's taxonomy places the organism in Eukaryota, Viridiplantae, Streptophyta, Magnoliopsida, Poales, Poaceae. The record is from RefSeq and is a predicted model, not a curated record. Bases 1 to 594 code for a protein of 197 amino acids.